Messenger RNA from Olea europaea var. sylvestris, 1047 nucleotides. RefSeq lists its product as uncharacterized. NCBI's taxonomy places the organism in Eukaryota, Viridiplantae, Streptophyta, Magnoliopsida, Lamiales, Oleaceae. The coding region runs from base 1 to 1047 and encodes 348 amino acids. The record is from RefSeq and is a predicted model, not a curated record. The transcript has 5 exons.
AUGGCACAAACUUCGGGAUCGGGAGAGACCAACUUUAAGGAAGUAAAUGCCAUAACCACUAGAUUUGGGAAAGUCAUUGAACCAGCCCUUCAAUCUAGGGAUAACCAAAAAGAUUUAAGUGAGCCUAAUGAGAGUAACCCCAGUGAAAAAGUAGUAGAAGCUCCAAUUAGGGUACAUUUCUCUCAAGCCUUCAAAUCUACCUCGAAGUCAACUACUCAACACAAUGUAAUCCUAAAGCAUCUUAAACAAGUAAAAAUCAAUUUGCCUCUUUUGCACGUGUUUUCUCAAGUUUCCACAUAUGCUAAAGUCCUAAAAGACUUGUGCACUAUGAAGAGGAAACACCGUGUCAAGAAAUCUAUUUUUUUGACUGAACAUGUGAGUAUUGUGAUUGAGCAAAAGAUUCUACCAAAGUAUAAGGACCCUGGUUGUCCUACUGUCUCUUGCAUCAUCAAGAGCCAUGAGAUUUCACAAGCCCUUCUUGAUCUAGGAGCUAGUGUCAACAUCAUGUCGUGUGAUAUUUACUUGUCGUUAGGGCUAAGAGAGAUGAAACCCACAUCAGUAAGUUUACAAUUGGCUAAUCGAUCCACUAUUAGGCCUAGGGAAGUAGUUGAGAAUGUACCUUUUCUUGCCACGGCUAAUGCUCUUAUCAGUUGCAAGAAUGGUCUAAUGAAACUAUCAUUUGGGAAUAUGACCCUGGACGUCAACAUCUUUCACAUCAUGAAGCAACAUAAGGAGGAUGACAAGUGUCAUCAAACAUUCUUGAUUGAUGCACUCGUUCAAGAGGAAGCACCUGAUUGUGGAACAUCAUCGACGAUUAUUACCACCGAGCUUGGUGCAAUGCAAAGAACAUGUUUUUACAUUGAGGAUAAUGCAACAUUUAGUUUGGGGGAGAGUUUCACGUGGAUUUUGUUAUCGAAAUAUUUAUUGAGUUGCAAUUUCAUUUAUGUUAUUGGUGGGUUAUUUAUGAUCUUAUGCUUAAAGUAUAUGGUUACUUUUGAUCUUACUCCAAUAACAAUUUGGGAAUGUGCUAGAAAGUCUAAAUCUUAG